Messenger RNA from Adineta ricciae, 993 nucleotides. Lineage: Eukaryota; Metazoa; Rotifera; Eurotatoria; Adinetida; Adinetidae. The record is from the annotation of a GenBank genome assembly.
UAAACCUAGAGUGUUCAGAGUAUAUUUAACACGGUGGGUCUGAGAGGAUUUUAAAGUAAUAAAUCCUGUGUGAAUUAAAAUAUCUAUAUGUCUUGUGCAUGAUAGUGCAAGUGCAGCUCGAUUUGUUUCGUGUUUGUGCUUUAUUCAGAGUAUGUCAAGUUUAAAAAAAGUGUGGUUUGCAGGGCACGCUGAUACUUCAAGGAUUAGAGCUUUUUUUAAUUUGAUACAUGACAAGAAAAGUUGCAGAAUGCUGAAUUCUUUUCUAAUGAUAGAAAAAAAUAAGUUUUGAAGAUUAAAAGCUAGAUGCUAAGAACAAUAACGGAAUGUUUUAUUUAAUGAUAUAUAUCUUUGUAUUAAUAGUCAUCUUGAUUUGUAUUGUAUUCAUCUAUUAGUGCUACUAAAAUCAUGUUAAUCGUUCUCUUAGUCUAAAUAAGACAAUAUUCUUUUUUUCAUAACACAGCAACAAAAGUUAGCAAAAAAUAUUAUUAUAACGGAUACAGUGAUGUUAUAAUAGAUAUAUUUCGCAACGCUAGAAAGAAAUCUGUAACAAAAAAAAGAAUAGUUCUCAUUUUUCUUAGAUUAUGAUGUGUGUUUGUUUAUUUUCUCUUAGCUGUUUCAUUCAAUCAACCAAAAUUCUGUCCAACAGCAGCCUGGAACAAAUAUGCAUUCACUUUUGCCAAUCAAUCAGUAGUUGGUGAAUAUCCUGCUGCCAUAUUUAUCAAUACAAAUAAUACAGUCUUUAUCGGUGAUCGACAGACAGAUACGAUCUUGAUAUGGGAUGAAAAUAGUACUACGCCAAUUAAGAAUAUAUCACGCGGCGUCUGGGACCCCUUCUCUAUCUUCGUAACACCAAAUGGUGAUAUUUAUAUCGAUGAUGGUGAACAAAAUGGUCGAGUACAAAUAUGGAUUGCAAGUACUGAGACAUUUGUCACUAUUAUGGAUGUCAGUAGGAAGUGUUAUGGGCUUUUUGUUGAUACCAACAACAGUUUGUAG